AUGACUGAUAAAGACGACUUCAAUGCUGCUGCAAACAUAAUGAUACCUAUUGAGAACCCCGAAGGUUCUCGAAACAUGAUGGACAUCCAAAAUGAAGAGAAAAUGGCUCACAUGGAGCAAGAACUCGAGAUCUUGAGGGAAGAAUUAUGCCAAGUGCGAGACUUGGCCAAACUAUCGGCUACCACUUUCCCUACUUUCAAGAUGCCUAUCUAUUUUGCAAAAGCUGACUUGCCAAAUCAGCCAGAACAAACUCAACGCGCUCCUACUCACGGUCAAGUACCACCAGCUUCUCCAACCGCACUCAGGACCGUUCCCGACCUUUCCAACCGCGACCCUACCAUACCUACAAUGCAGCAGAUACUUGGGGCACAUGUCACCACUCUCUGUGGUAAUGUCCCAUAUGAGGUCGAUCAAUAUGAAGAAAUGGAAAAAGAUGCUCGGUUGAAAGAAGAUGCGUCGAUAAAUGCCCAGCUUCAGGGUCUAAGAAAAGCAUUGAAAAGCUUAGAAGUCACUAGAGGGACAGAGAGUCUGGAUUAUGAUGACUUGUGCAUCCAUCCAGACAUUGACCUGUCGGUAGGGUACAAACCACCGAUGUUUGACAUGUUUGAUGGAAAGGGUGAUCCUCACGCACAUAUAAGGGCAUAUUGUGACAAGUUAGUCGGUGUAGGGAGAAAUGAGAAGUUGAGGAUGAAGUUGUUCAUUCGGAGUCUGUCUGGAGAAGCAUUAACCUGGUAUAACCUCCAAGACCCUCGCAAAUGGCGUGACUGGCAGGAAAUGGCCGAGGACUUCAUGACUCGUUUCAGAUUCAAUACUGAAAUUACUGCUGAUAGAUUCUCAUUGGCCAAUACACAGAAGAAGCCAUCUGAGAAUUUCCAGGAAUAUGCACGACGUUGGAGAACUGAGGCCGCGAGGGUGCAACCACCACUAGAUGAGAGUGAGCUCUCGAAGUACUUUAUUCGAGUUCAAGAAGGUAUCUACUUUGACAAGAUGAUGUCAAUGAUGGGUCAGAAGUUUGCAGAGUUGGUCAAGAUGGGAGACUUUAUAGAAGAAGUGUAUAAUACCCAACCACACUAUAACCCACCCCGAGCACCAGCAUACCAAAACCCUCCAAGACCAUAUGUCCCUGUCCAAGCACCAAUUCAGCAAAAUAGACCAGCAUAUGCACCGAGACCACAUCCAAAUCCUGAAGCUAGAAAUGCUCGCGCUUACACACCGAUUGCUGAACCCUAUGCUCAAUUGUUUGAGAGGUUGAGGACAACGGGAGUGCUGCAACCAGUUGAAGGAAAACUUCCUGAUCCAAUCCCUUGUAAUUUUGAUAACAACAAGAGAUGUGCUUACCACUCGGGAGUCCAGGGACACGACACAGAAAAUUAUUAUGGUUUGAAGAACCAGAUCGAGUCUUUGAUCAGGAGAGGAGUAAUCAAAUGCAUUUUGGCACCUCCCAAUGUGAACAACAAUCCCUUGCCAAACCAUGGGAAUUGGGAAGUCAACAUAGUUACUCUGGAUGACGAAUAUGGGACCCCCGACUAUCCAAACAUAGAUGAAACGGAUGCCAUGACAUCUUCGGCGCAACCUGUUAUCACUGUUCAACUAAGGGAACCUCUAACUGUCCAAACAUAUCUCCCAAGAGUUGUAGUGACCACUCUAAUUGCUAAGAAGCCUGAGUAUGACACAAAAGCAGUCCCUUGGGACUAUCGAGCAUGUGUCAAGGGCAAGAUGAUCGACACUGUCGUGGAUCAAGGGAUGACUAGGUCGGGGAGGUGUUAUGCCCCAGAGGACCUAAAUCAAAGAGUUCUCGGAAACGAACAGAAUCCAAAGAAGAAUAUUACCGAUGCUGAAGCCGCAGAGUUUUGGAAAAAGAUGCAGUCUAAAGACUAUUCGGUUGAAGAACAGUUGAAAAAGACGCCAGCCUACAUAUCCAUUUGGUCUUUGCUUAUGAGUUCUGAAGCUCAUAGGAAUGCUUUGAUGGAGGUGUUAAGUGGAGUGAUAAUUCCAAAAGAGACCACAAGUGAGACCUUAGCUGCAACGAUUGGAAGAAUAGUGGAAGCUAACAAGAUUUCUUUCCAUGAUGAUGAGUUGCCCGCAGAAGGGACUGGGCACAACAAAGCGCUUCACAUCGCAGUCAAAUGUUGUGAUAAGAUUGUGACUCGAGUUUUAAUUGAUGGUGGCUCUGGAUGCAACAUCUGUCCUUUCACCACAAUGAGAAAUUUAGGUGUUAAUAUAGGAGAGAUAAAGGAAAGUCGUGUGAAAGUUAGAGCCUUUGAUGAAGCGCAAAGAAGUGUCAUCGGAGAGAUACAUCUCACAUUGCAAGUGGGGCCGGCUGAAUUCCCCAUUCUAUUACAAGUGAUAGAUGUAUCAUCCAACUACAACCUGUUGUUAGGAAGACCAUGGGUUCACAUGGCAAGAGCGGUUCCUUCUACUCUUCAUCAAUGUGUAAAGUGUGAGUGGGGUCACACAGAAACUACCAUCCACGGAGAACUCAGUCACCCCAUUCAUUCUGUUAAUUCUACCCCUAUCACCGACGAGUUAGACGAAGCCACUUUUCAAACUUUGGAAAUCAUGCAAGCUAUAAGGGUCAAUGAGGGAGCAGAGCCCGAAGAUACCAAGUUGUCAAGUGCAGCGAAAAUGGUUGCGUCAGAAAUGUUGAAGUAUGGAUAUCAGCCUAAGAAUGGACUUGGACCUAAGUCCAAUGGCAUAGUUGAGCCGAUCCAGUUGAACCAUCAGAGAGGCACCAAUGGACUCGGAUACGAGCCUGCCUUUGGAAGAUUCCACUAG
Messenger RNA from Solanum verrucosum, 2775 nucleotides. RefSeq lists its product as uncharacterized. The record is from RefSeq and is a predicted model, not a curated record. The transcript is spliced from 3 exons. Gene Ontology annotation, molecular function: nucleic acid binding. The coding region runs from base 1 to 2775 and encodes 924 amino acids. Lineage: Eukaryota; Viridiplantae; Streptophyta; Magnoliopsida; Solanales; Solanaceae.